Moneuplotes crassus is the source of this 1490-nucleotide messenger RNA. Lineage: Eukaryota; Ciliophora; Spirotrichea; Euplotida; Euplotidae. The record is from the annotation of a GenBank genome assembly.
AGAAAUACAUAUAAAGCAAUGUUCCUAUCAAAUCAGUUGAAUGAAAAGCCUUGGGAGAAUAAUAUCGACAAAACAGUUGCUCAGACAUACGAGUUCUACAAAACAGCUCAUGGCUUUAACAUUGGAGGGGGAGUUAAACCUGACAGGAAAAAGACCCGCUAUGAAGCCUUAAGCGAACAGAGAUUCAACGUUAAGCGAUACAACAGCGUUGUUCGAAACAACCAGAAGAAGAGAGAAAGAACCUAUAAGAAUAUAGUUUUGGAUAAGAAAUUAGAAAGUUUAGAAAGAAUAGAAAAUAGAAAACUUGAGAGAAAGAUACUCCAAUAUAAAUGCAACCAGUCCUUGGGUAGACAGACUGACUUGAAAGAUAUCCGCGACAUUAAGGAUAAUGAUAAGGAGCUAUUUGAUCUGCUUUCAACAAAAAGAUCCACGACUUUCCGUGACCCAACUAAGCCAUUUGUCAGCAAUAAAAAUGCUUGGGAAGCUUUCAAUGCUCUACCUGCACCAGAGGUUAAAUAAACUCAUCAGGCCAAACAUUGUCAAGAUGGAUCAAAAAGCAGUCUCUAGAAUAAUGGAGCGGAUCAAGAACGAAGAGAUGCUUGAUACAAUGCAUCAGAUGUGGAUCCAAGAGCAAAGGCAACAUCUUAGAAAUAGUUUGAAAUAAGAGGCAUGAUGACCAGAUUGACUUACUUAAAAGGAGUGGUUUGCGUAAAUAAUUUCAGAAGUCUCAGACAAGCUGCUAAUGACUCAAGACUGAGAGGCACAAUGACACAAUCUGUUAAAGUAAAAGACGAUAUAAGUGAAAUUGAUCAUAUUAUUACUAAUGAGAGUCUUAAUCUUCCUAAUGAUAAUGAUGCAAGCAUAAUUACUAAGAGAGAAGAUUUCCUUGAAAGAGUGAACAUUGAAGAUCCUAAUAUCAGAUAUUCUAAUGUUUCUAGAGAAGAUGAUCAAAUGAUAAUGAAUAGGAAUAGAAGUACCGAUUUAACUAUGACAAAAUUUGCUCAUAGUCUCAAGAAUAUGAAGAAUACACAAGUGGAACCGAUCCUUGAACCUUUACCUGAGCCAACUAAUCGAAUGACUCAUAUAUUAAAACCAUUGUCCUUUGCAGAUACCAAGAAAUUUGAUAGAUUGCACAACCAGCCGAAAUAUACAGGCAUAAGUAGUCCCUUCCUAGCUGCAGAUUUCAGAGGACUUCUGAUUGCUGAUUACAAUGAAGCACUGAAUAAUUGCAACAAGAAUUACCAAACUCUUACUAAAUUUGAUAAGAAUAGCUUAGGAAGUAAUAGAAUCAGAGUUGGAAAAUAUAAAUCCAAUGCUACAAGUGAGGUAUUCCCAAGCCCUUACGACAUGACAAAGUUCAAUAUGAAUUCUACCAAGAAUCUCAAAAAGAACCUUAAAAUUACUCAUAAGACCGCAGAAGGGUUCUUUAGCUCAACAAAGGAUCAAAAUACCCCAAAAGAUUAAUGGAAUUACUCAAUUUCUCUUAAAAA